Andrographis paniculata is the source of this 2245-nucleotide messenger RNA. RefSeq names its product DEAD-box ATP-dependent RNA helicase 8-like. Gene Ontology annotation, biological process: P-body assembly; cytoplasmic stress granule assembly. Gene Ontology annotation, molecular function: ATP binding; RNA helicase activity; mRNA binding. Gene Ontology annotation, cellular component: P-body; cytoplasmic stress granule. The transcript is spliced from 10 exons. Bases 266 to 1756 code for a protein of 496 amino acids. Lineage: Eukaryota; Viridiplantae; Streptophyta; Magnoliopsida; Lamiales; Acanthaceae. The record is from RefSeq and is a predicted model, not a curated record.
UGGACUCACCAUUUCUUCGCUCUUUCAACGCUCACUCUUCACUUUCUUCAAGACUCAAAAGUUUCUCACUCGUUUGCUGUACCUUGGUUCAAAUCGGAUUGUUGUUGUUCGAAGCUUCCGGGAACUGAUAUUUUAUUUUUAUUUUUUAUUUUUAGUUUCAGAUUUUGUAGUUUUGUUCGGUAUAUACUUGCAUAUAGUGGUGUAAUUUGUGCAGUUUCUUGUUAUUUCGCUGUAAUUGUUCGAUUAGUUUUAGGUGGGUUUGGUAAUGAACUCGAGAGCGAGAUAUCCGCCGCCGGGGAUGGGUGGGGGCCGGGGAGGCGGGGGCGGAAGUGGAAUGAACCCUCACGGUGGGCCAAACCCUAACUUUCAACCGAGAUAUGCAACUCAGCAGUAUGUACAGAGAAAUCCUGCACCGAACAACCAGAAUCAGCAGUUGUAUCAAAAUUCUCAGGCACACCAAUGGAUGAGAAGAAAUCAGCUGCCGCCGGGCGAUUCAGCCGUUGACGAGGUUGAAAAGACUGUACAAUCAGAAGCUGUUGAUUCGAGUUCGCAAGAUUGGAAAGGACAGCUGAGGUUGCCACCAGCAGACACUCGUUACAGAACUGAGGAUGUCACUGCUACCAAAGGAAAUGAAUUUGAAGACUACUUUUUGAAGCGUGAACUGCUUAUGGGAAUUUAUGAGAAGGGAUUUGAAAGGCCCUCUCCUAUCCAAGAAGAGAGUAUUCCAAUUGCUCUCACUGGAAGUGACAUUUUGGCUAGGGCCAAAAAUGGAACUGGGAAAACUGCAGCCUUUUGCAUUCCUGCCUUAGAGAAAAUUGACCAAGACAGGAAUGUUAUUCAAGUUGUUAUUCUUGUCCCAACAAGAGAAUUGGCCCUUCAAACAUCACAAGUUUGUAAAGAACUUGGAAAGCACUUAAAAAUUCAAGUCAUGGCAACUACGGGUGGAACUAGCUUAAAGGAUGACAUAAUGCGUCUCUAUCAACCUGUUCAUUUACUUGUUGGGACGCCAGGAAGAAUUCUUGAUCUUGCCAAAAAGGGGGUUUGCAAAUUAAAUGAAUGCUCCGUGCUUGUAAUGGAUGAGGCUGAUAAACUUUUGUCACCAGAGUUUCAACCAUCUAUUGAACAGUUAAUUCGCUUUUUACCAGCAAAUCGUCAGAUCCUUAUGUUCUCUGCUACAUUUCCUGUCACUGUGAAAGAUUUUAAAGAUAGGUAUCUGCGGAAGCCUUACAUCAUAAACCUGAUGGAUGAGCUUACCCUCAAGGGUAUAACUCAAUUUUAUGCUUUUGUGGAAGAAAGACAGAAAGUUCAUUGCCUUAACACUCUCUUUUCAAAGCUCCAAAUCAAUCAGUCAAUUAUCUUCUGCAAUUCUGUGAACCGGGUAGAACUUCUUGCAAAGAAAAUUACAGAGCUUGGAUAUUCUUGCUUCUACAUCCAUGCUAAGAUGCUUCAAGAUCAUCGCAACAGAGUGUUUCAUGACUUCCGCAAUGGUGCCUGCAGGAAUCUUGUGUGCACUGACUUAUUUACUCGAGGGAUAGAUAUUCAAGCAGUAAAUGUGGUUAUAAACUUUGAUUUCCCCAAGAAUUCGGAAACAUAUUUACACAGGGUGGGUAGAUCUGGAAGAUUUGGCCACCUUGGUUUGGCUGUGAAUCUGAUAACUUAUGAAGAUCGUUUCAAUUUGUAUAAGAUUGAACAAGAACUGGGAACAGAGAUUAAGCAGAUCCCUCCGCACAUCGAUCAAGCUAUAUACUGCCAAUGAUCUUAGACGGCUGCCAUCAAAUUCUUGGUUGGAAAUGGUAGCAAUGAAUCAUAGCAGACAAUCAUGAUAGAGGAACGUACGAUCUCUGGAGGAUGUCAGAAAUCUUAUCAUAGGAAAUGAGAAGACCUUGUGUUUCCUUAAUGAGGAAGAUCACUACGUCAGCUUAACUUAUCUUUGCGGUAUCUCACGUUGAUUAACCUUCUUCAAUCACCACUUUCUUUAUGUUGAGUGACAAAAAAGAAAAGGAAAAAAAAAAGAGAACUGAUUUUCUCGUUACUGCUUUCAAAGUUUCAGUUUUAUUACUUCAAAAAAAAAAAAAAAAAAAAAAAAGAGGAGUUUUUAUUUAUUGUGCUGUUGGGCUACAUUUUCAUGCUGGUUAUUCUUUUGGGAACAAAUGAUUAAGUAUGUAGGGUGAUCUUUAUGGAGUUAUUCACUUACAUAUGUAUAAUUAAAGCACACACCUUUUGAUUUUAUUGCCGGUUAUUAUUA